AAUAUAUGCGUCCAGCGUUAACUCAAAUUCUUCAGCCACAAUCUGAAAGCGAUGAUUCCAUGAACGAUUCUGAUAUUACACGCAGAAAUUUGAUCAACACUAUUCAGACAGAGGCACAAGUUCAUAACCCUCGGUCCGUUUUACACCGUGGUAAUCCAACUACUUUGGAAAAGCAAGUUUCUCGCACAGAAGAAGAAAUGGAUGGUUUGAUGAAAGACGACGACAAUGAAUUUGAAAAUACUUCAAGCAAUGCUCCUUCACCAUUGCUGAGGAGGCAUCCUUCUAAAUUUGUUAAACUUUCCAAGGCAACUUCUGUUAAUACAGAAGAAAUUGAAGUUCUUCAAGAUAGCGAUGAUUCGACGAAGGGCGAUGAGUCAAUGAACGAAGGCGCCAAAUUACAAGGAAAUAAUGUCUCUCCAUCUUCCCAAAAAAAUAAUAAUGAUAAUUCUAAUUCAGCUUCAGAAAUUCAGAAGUCAUCUCAUAAAAAAAAUAAGAAACAAGUAAUUGUUAAUUUAGAGAGCGAUGAUUCAUCUGACGAUUGCACUAUCCCAGUUAAAAAGCAGAAAGUAAGAAAAGCUGAGUCAAAGGAGAAAUCAGUAAAGCACAAAAUUACAAAACGGGAUCGUAAAUUCAUGAAAGAUUCUGACUCUGAAGAGAGUGAAAGUGAAAAAGAAACUAUUAAAAAGUAUUCAAUAGUUACUGAGACUAAAAAAAGUGGAAGAAAGGUUGAGAAAGUUUAUUUAGGAAAAGAAGAAUAUAUAAAAAAAGACACAUGGGAUGCAAUUAACACUCUAGAUGAUUCAAAGUUCGUAAAAUACUUAGCAGCGGCUAUUUGGACCCGUUCUGUACUUGUAAAUCGUUGCAUUAAAAAUACGGGAAGGUUAAUUCCAUUGCCGGAUAGGUCGCCUAGAAAACUUCUUACUCCUAAAAAGAAAAGUGUUGUAGAAGCCUGUUUUAAUGACUACCUUGAUGAAAGGAAGGUUCACGGAGUGGAAAAAGGAACUCGACUGAAAAAAUGUGGAUACUACAUUAGCCAACAUAUUGGCAGUUUGAGAAGUCAAUUGUACCCUGAAAUGUCUCAAAACAAUAAGAAGCAUACUCAAGAGCCAGAUUCAGAAGAGGAAGAUUAAAUUCCGAGUUGAAAGUUUUAUAGUUUAGUCCGUUCAAUUUCAUUUUAUUAAGUUAUUUAGAGUAAUUAAUUUUCAUAAAUUCAUUUCAAUUUCUUUUUUCUUCAUCUAUUUUUUUCUAUUAUUACUAUUAAAGUUCAGUUCAAUUUACUGUUUUAUAUAUAAAACAAAAACUAUUUAAUUAAAUAAAGCAAUACAAAUUGUUAUGCGUUUUUACACAAUUUUUAUCUAAUAGAUAUUAAAAUGAUUGUAAUUAAUACACCUGAGUAGCACAACAUUUGAGCUCAAUAUUGUACCAAUAUUACCUGGCAAUGUUAAAUGUACCUAUAUAUAUAUAUUUAACAUUAUGCUACUGCCUACCAAGUUACAAAAAAUAUAGUAAUGCUACCCCAUACUAUCAAGAUGUUACUCCGCAUGAUAUUGAUAGUAACGGUUACUAUCUAGAUAGCUGUCCGUAUUUGUAGCAUUAAAGAUGGUCACCCUAACCACAAUUAUGUUACCCACUACUAUAAAUUUCACUCCGUGAUAUCUUAGACAAUUAAUUCAUAGUCAGUUUCUUAAAAUUAUCACUUACCUAAAAAAAAUUUCAGAUUUACCUAAAAAUGCAUUUUUAUUAUUUUUAAGAAUGUUGGGGAAUUGUGGACCAUUGCCUGAAUUGAGUU
Leptopilina heterotoma is the source of this 1789-nucleotide messenger RNA. RefSeq names its product metabotropic glutamate receptor-like protein P. The record is from RefSeq and is a predicted model, not a curated record. Gene Ontology annotation, molecular function: DNA binding. Gene Ontology annotation, biological process: negative regulation of DNA-templated transcription. Bases 6 to 1130 code for a protein of 374 amino acids. NCBI's taxonomy places the organism in Eukaryota, Metazoa, Arthropoda, Insecta, Hymenoptera, Figitidae. The transcript has 13 exons.